AUGUUUUCGAAGGGACAGGGCGCCGCCCUUUCUGUCCGGGGCUCUUUCGGGGAGGAGGCGCAGAGCGACGACAGCGCCUCCCGUGGUGAAGCUGACAGAACUGCUGCUGCCCCCUGGUGUUGUAGCUCAAAGCUGCCACUGGGCAAGGCACCGCGGGUUGACAAGGGCAGCGCUGUGUGUUGCAGGGGCGUGACGCUGGUGGCGCCGGCGGUGGCCGCGCCGGGGCGCACCACCGCCGUGCUGGUGUCGCUGCGCGGCGCCGCCGCCCCCGUCAACGUGUCGCUGCGCCUCGUCUCCGACCGCGUGGAGGAGGCCACGCAGCUGCUGGCCUCCGCGCAGCACACCGUGCGCGAUUAUUGCUACUUUGGCGUAUUCAGUGCUUUCAAACGUGUCGAGUUGUGCGAUUUGUAUGUCGAUGAUGUGAAAGAUAAAGGUUCCGUUUUGAUAGUAAACAGUAGAGUAACGAAAACAGACAAGCCGAGAAUCUAUGCUAUUGUAUCCUGUGAAGAAUUUAAUUACGUGGGACUUCCCAAAACAACAUUUCAUUAA
Gryllus bimaculatus (two-spotted cricket) is the source of this 549-nucleotide messenger RNA. The record is from the annotation of a GenBank genome assembly. Lineage: Eukaryota; Metazoa; Arthropoda; Insecta; Orthoptera; Gryllidae.